This is a messenger RNA of Trachemys scripta elegans, 2145 nucleotides long. It is a transcript of the gene SMAP1, whose product is annotated as small ArfGAP 1. The transcript has 11 exons. NCBI's taxonomy places the organism in Eukaryota, Metazoa, Chordata, Testudines, Emydidae. The record is from RefSeq and is a predicted model, not a curated record. Gene Ontology annotation, biological process: regulation of clathrin-dependent endocytosis. Gene Ontology annotation, molecular function: GTPase activator activity; metal ion binding. Bases 16 to 1329 code for a protein of 437 amino acids.
CUCCCAUGGUGAAGCAUGCAGAGAAAAGGUCCAAGAUGGGCUUCUUGGAACACUGGUGUCUUUAUUUGCAUCAGAUGUGCUGGAAUACAUCGAAAUCUUGGGGUUCAUAUAUCAAGGGUAAAGUCUGUCAAUUUGGACCAGUGGACACCAGAACAAAUACAGUGCAUGCAGGAUAUGGGAAAUACAAAGGCAAGGAUAGUCUAUGAAGCUAAUCUACCAGAGAACUUCCGAAGACCACAAACUGAUCAAGCUGUAGAAUUUUUCAUCAGGGAUAAAUAUGAAAAGAAGAAGUACUAUGACAAAAAUGCAAUCAGUGUCACUAGUAUGUCCUCCUCUGAUGCUGUUCAGCCUUUGGCACCUUCUCCUUCUCUGCAAGCUGCUGUCGAGAAGAGCAAAUUGGAGAAGGAAAAGGAGAAAAAGAAAGAUGAGAAGAAGAGAGAGAGGGAAUCAGAAAAAACAUUGAAGCCCCUAACAACUGAAAAGCCUCAGAAGAGAGAGGAUCAGCAAUUAGAGCCUAAAGCAAGUCCGAAAAAACCACCAGAACCUACUAUUGAUCUUUUAGGACUCGAUGGUCCUCCUGAAGCACCUGUUACAAAUGGAAGCACCGCUACCAUAACAACACUGAACGAUGACUUGGAUAUCUUUGGCCCAAUGAUCUCUAAUCCUUUGCCAGCAGCUUCUGUACCUCCUGCUCAGAGCACUUCCACUAAACCAACAGCAGCCACCUUAUCUGCUGCAUCCGGGGAUCUUGAUCUAUUCACUGAGCAAACAACAAAAUCAGAAGAGUCAGCAAAGAAACAACUCUCCAAAGACUCCAUCUUAUCACUGUAUGGCACUGGGACCAUGCAGCAGCAAAAUGCUCCAGGUAUUUUCAUGGGAUCUUCUUCCAUGCCAUUUACCACACAACCAUCAACUCAUUUUCAAGGUUUUCCAGCCAUGGGAGUACCUGUGCCUGCAGCUGGUGGAAUGAUGGGAAAUAUGAUGGGACAAUCAGUGCCUGUCAUAGGACAGAACACAGGUAUGAUGGUGGGCAUGGGAAUGCCCAAUGGUUUCACUGGCACUACACAAACUGGUGUGAUGGGACUUCCUCAAAAUGUCGUUGGACCCCAAGGAGGAAUGGUGGGACAAAUGGUUACUGCACAAAAUAACUAUGGCAUGCAACAAAAUCAACAGGCUCAAUGGAACAUCUCUCAGAUGAAUCAGCAAAUGGCUGGCAUGAAUCUCACUAGUUCCAGCAAUGUGAUGGGCUUUGGCCAGCCCCCCAAUACAGUGGCAGGAUGGACAGGAAGCUCUUCAGGUCAGACUCUCAGCACACAACUGUGGAAAUGAAAAUUGCAACAGAAGUUUCAUGCAGAACAGUCACUUGACAUUCCUUGCUCAAAUGCAUUUAUUCUUUUUCUUUUCUCCCAGUUGUUCAGAUUAAGAAGUUAUCUAACUGACUGUGUUGUGGGCUAUAUUGAUUUAAAUUUGAUGUGGCGGAAAGCAGAUUGAGAAUACAUUUAUAUAUCAUUGGCAGCUCUUUCAUAUUACAGUACAUAUGAUUUCAUAAACCAUAUCAACCAGCUGCUUUACCAAUUGCAUACUCAAUUUUUUUUCUCAAAAUUAUAGAUCAAACGUUUGCAUAUAAGGGACGUAGCUAUCAUGUUAGUAAUAUCUCUAAAUAUAUAAACCUUGCCCCCCAGAUUACCCAGUAACCCUUGUAGAAGGUACUGUAUGAACAAAUGUUUAAUCAUAUAAAUAGAAUGUAAAUGUAUCACUGAACAAUGUUUUUAGUGUAUCAAACAUACUGUGUUUUAUCAUUCAUUUCACUGUGAUGUUAUUAUGGUGUGCUUAACAGGGAACAUGGUUAGUGAAAGCAAGAUAAACCUGGAUAUUACUGUAGUUCCACACAUUUUUAGUUUAUUCUUUUAAAACAUGAAUAUUUGAUCCAUUUGAAUUUCCUGUGACAAAAUAUGCAAUUUGGCUCCAUAUGUGUAUGGGUAUAGAGAACUUAUUGCACAAUAUGCAUACAGGGUAACUCACCACAUAAGGAUACUUUUUGUCCUUGCAGAUAUAUCCAGGUUUGACAGUAAUUGUGUUUACAUUUUAUGGUGCCUCGUAUUGAUAAAAUGUUAUUUCCCUAUAUUAAAAAGAUAAAGCCAUAAA